Messenger RNA from Plasmodium vinckei vinckei, 576 nucleotides. Its product is annotated as ubiquitin-conjugating enzyme, putative. Lineage: Eukaryota; Apicomplexa; Aconoidasida; Haemosporida; Plasmodiidae. Bases 1 to 576 code for a protein of 191 amino acids. Gene Ontology annotation, molecular function: ubiquitin conjugating enzyme activity. The transcript is spliced from 5 exons. Gene Ontology annotation, biological process: protein polyubiquitination; ubiquitin-dependent protein catabolic process. Gene Ontology annotation, cellular component: nucleus. The record is from RefSeq and is a predicted model, not a curated record.
AUGAAUCACCAAGCAGCUUUGACGCGAAAACAGUGUGACUUCACCAAGCUUAUUAUGGCUGGGUAUGACUUAGAAUUAAACAAUGGAAGUACACAAGAUUUCGAUGUUAUGUUUCAUGGCCCCAAUGGAACUGCCUAUGAAGGAGGAAUUUGGAAAGUUCAUGUAACCUUGCCAGAUGAUUACCCAUUUGCAUCUCCUUCAAUUGGAUUUAUCAACAAACUCUUACAUCCUAAUGUUGAUGAAGCAUCGGGAUCUGUGUGUUUAGAUGUUAUUAACCAAACCUGGACACCCUUAUAUAGUCUUGUAAACGUGUUUGAAGUAUUUUUACCCCAAUUACUUACCUAUCCUAAUCCAUCUGACCCCUUAAACAGUGAUGCUGCUUCCCUACUUAUGAAAGAUAAAACUAUUUAUGAAGAAAAAGUAAAAGAGUAUGUUAAAUUAUACGCAAGUAAAGAUUUAUGGGAACAGCAAAAAAAAGAUAAAAACCCGUCAAAAAUUAAUGGCAAUAUAUCACCUGUUAGUGAAUUAUCAUAUGCUGACCAAGAAAUUCAAGAUAUAGAUUUGGAUAACCUAUAA